Messenger RNA from Patiria miniata (bat star), 1631 nucleotides. Its product is annotated as glutamic acid-rich protein-like. The record is from RefSeq and is a predicted model, not a curated record. NCBI's taxonomy places the organism in Eukaryota, Metazoa, Echinodermata, Asteroidea, Valvatida, Asterinidae. The transcript has 6 exons. The coding region runs from base 429 to 1559 and encodes 376 amino acids.
AACAGACUUUGCAGUCCAAAGUUCGACGAGAAUUCUUCUUUGCUAGUUUCACAUAACAAAGGCUGGACGAACUCAUUGACCUUGGUACAGUACGCUCGUAUAAAAACACUGUACAUAACCUCCACUACGCCCAACCAGGGCUGAAGGGUAUAGAAACACAAUGCGAUAAUAAUCAGUAAGCAUCAUAUUUCAUCAUGUACCAGUUGGUCCACCGGGUUCAAUCGCCAUGAUUUUUCGACAACUACUUCCCCCUCGCGGCCGGUAACGAGGCAAUAUCCGGUUAACUGGUCACAUGGGUUUGCUGUCAGGGGCCACUAAUUCACUAUAAGAGUUCCGGGGCUUUCCCUUGUACGAUAUUGUCGCAACACAAUAGCUCCUCCAUCGCAACCGGUACGGCACCACUCGGCAAGCACUCCCCAAUAAUCAAAAUGGAGACCGACGACGAAGCCCAAAUGGAGGGUUAUCUGCAGAAGCGUUUCAGGAGUGGAAUGGUGAAGACCUUGAAAAAGAAAUGGUGCGUGCUGAAAGAUGGAGAGAUACGAUGGUAUCAAAACAAGGAGGUCAGUCACCAAAACGCCGAGAUGUAUCAGGAUAUCCUGCCAGUAAGCCGAGUGCAGACCGUGCGCUCUGCCGACAACCAUGGGGUUGAGGUGGUCACCCAGCAGCAUAUCUACAUAUUGGUGGCAUCGUGUGAGGAGGACCAGAAGAAAUGGAUCAAGGCGAUAUACGAGGCAAUGAAGGACAAAAGACCCCGAUCGGUGUCCAACCCGGAGGAGGGAAGCAAGGACGCAGAUGUUAAAAGGAAAAGGUCAUCGACGGGGCCGAAGGUCAGCAUCAGUCGAAUCCUCACCGGAUUUCAUAGGAAGUCAACGACUGACAACCAGCCCGGACAAGGCCAGGCUCAGUUUUACUUGGAACAUCAAUCACAGCAGCCUUCGUUUGCUGAGAUCGGCGUCCAGGCUGAUGUACAGAAAGCUCCAAAGUGUACGAGGGUCGAGGAAGGAGAGGAAGGGGAGCCGGAGGAGGAAGUCCUUGCUGACGAUGUCUUGGAGAGGCAAGACGCAACUUCUCAGCCUUCAGCAUCCGUCUCUCCACAGCAAAAGACAGACGGUGACAAAUCAGUAAAGGGAGAGCGUUCUAGUUCUACCAACAUGGACCAAGAAAGCAGCCUGCAUCUUGGCAGCGACCUCCUGCCUGAUGAUGCAAGGGUCUCCGGGAAUCAUGUUCAGUCCGGGAGUGAUUCCGAGGAGGAGGUUUCACCAGAGGCCCCCCUGGACAGUGGUGAUCCGAAGCAGGAAGACGGGAUGCACGAGCUGGAGCUGAUGCUUCGAAAGUCAGUUUCAAGUGAGAACGGAUACGAGAACAGCAAGGAGGUGUUUGGCAGUGACGUCGAUGAUGAUGUUGAUGAUGAUGAUGAUGGGGAUGUUGGGGAUGAUAAAGAUGACGAAGAUCUAGAAGAUUAUGACAUUGAUGAUGAGACUCCGGAUGGAAACUUAAAUAAGAAACAAGAUGGGAUAUCCGCCUUUGAGCAACUAGAAGCCUUGCUUCAAAAUUUCUGAACUGUCACUCGAUUAACGGAAAAAGGAAGAUAAAAUAAUAAAAAUACACCUGUAUACCUUAUACAGGGUGAG